AAUCAGAAGAAUCAGAAGAAGAAGAAGAUGGGUUCUUCUUCUUUUUCUGAUCACUCUGCAAAUUUGAAGCUAAAAUGGAGUUUUAGAAAGACAAAUCUUCUGUUAACUCAUAAGCUUUCUAAAUCUGUUGGCUCCAUUCAUACCAUUGAAGCUCUCAAGCAUGUAGCCAUGGCAGAUCAGAAGAAGCCACCAUCGAGUGCUCGAAACGCUGCUGCUACGACGAUCCAAUCCGUGUAUCGGUCUCAUUUGGCAAGGAAGGCAUUGCAUGCUUUAAGAGCACUGGUUAAGAUACAAGCACUUGUGAGAGGCUAUCUUGUGAGGAAACAAACAGCUGCUACCUUAAAGAGCCUGCAAGCUUUGAUGGCAAUCCAAGUUCGAGCUCGGGUGAGUCGGAUCCAGCUGCUUGAGGACGAGGAAGAGCUUCUCGAAAGGAGGCGACGUAAGCGUAUCGUUGACACCAAUCUCGAAGAAGUAUACAAAGUAAAUUCCAUGAUUCAUCUCGUCGCAGUUUCUAGUUACCUGUUUGAUUACUCACUCACUUUGUUUACUG
Cucurbita pepo subsp. pepo (vegetable marrow) is the source of this 550-nucleotide messenger RNA. NCBI's taxonomy places the organism in Eukaryota, Viridiplantae, Streptophyta, Magnoliopsida, Cucurbitales, Cucurbitaceae. The record is from RefSeq and is a predicted model, not a curated record.